AUGUUAUUCAAUACAUUCUUUUUAUUUGUUGUUUCAAGUUUAGUUUAUUCCCAACCAGUUCAAAAAUGUGCGUUACCUAAAGAUAUUGUUUCAGUAGGUACUCAUGGAUGGGCAAUGUCUCCAGAUGAACCAUGUAUUCCAGGUAAAUAUUGUCCUUAUGCUUGUCCACCAGGUCAAUUAAUGAAUCAAUGGGCGGAAUCUUCCAAAGCUUAUGCAUAUCCAGAUUCAAUGAAUGGUGGAUUAAAAUGUAAUUCAGAUGGCUCAGUUUCAAAAUCAUUUGAUCGUCCAUAUUGUAAAGAUGGUAAGAAAACGGUAUCAGUUAAAAAUAAAUCAGGUAAAGAAGUUUCAUUUUGUCAAACUGUCUUACCUGGAAAUGAAGCCAUGUUAAUUCCAACUGGUAUUCAAGGUAAUUCUGAACAAGUUUUAGCUGUUCCAGGUACUGAUUAUUGGGCAAGUACUGCUGCUCAUUAUUAUAUUAAUAAACCAGGUAUUGGUACUAAACAAGGUUGUGUUUGGGGUAAAAGUUCAGAAGAUAUUGGAAAUUGGGCUCCUUAUGUUGCUGGUAUGAAUAUGGAUAAAAACGGUAAUACAUUUGUUAAAAUUGGUUAUAAUCCAAAAUAUAUUGAUGAUUUUAAUGGUAAAGUUCCAAAUUUUGGUAUUAGAAUUGUUUGUGAUGAUAAAUCUAAAUGCAAUGGUUUAGAAUGUGAAAUUAAUCCAAAGGAUGGUUAUAAUAAAGUUAGAGGUCCAAGUAAAGGAGUUUCAUUGAAUGCGCAAUAUUGUAUUGUUACUGCUACGAAUUAUUCAAAAGCUAAAAUAGAAGUAUUUGAAGUAUAG
Insectozyma verbasci is the source of this 834-nucleotide messenger RNA. Lineage: Eukaryota; Fungi; Ascomycota; Pichiomycetes; Serinales; Debaryomycetaceae. The record is from the annotation of a GenBank genome assembly.